UAAGUCCUGUUGCCCGGUGGAAUACCGCGCGAAUGUCCUUCGCGAUCGCGCGACAUUCCGCGAUGCUCGUUCGACGGUGUCCCGGUCCGAAAAUCAUCCCGCUCAACGAAUUUGCCCGUAUACGUAAUCCAGGCACAUGACCGGGUGUUUGAACUGUUACGUCCGUGUCAGCUGAGUCGCUGCAGCAUAUCGCGAGGUUUCGAGAGAUAAACGACGUAGAGAGAUAGGAUGAACGACGUACUUGUGAAUAUCGAUAUGAUUACAAAGAUAACAAAAAGAGAUUACGCUGAUGCAUUUCUUUUACAUUCUAUGAUAGAAACUAUUUCAUUGCUAUAUUAUAUACGUUGACCAUUUACUGUAUAUUGAAUUCUCAAAAAUUGCAUCACGGCCCUGACCUCGUUACGCCACUCUAUUGAAAAAACUGUCAACAAUUCAAUCGAAAUAUACGUGCGUGAAAUUAUAUUUUGGUAGAUUUAACACUUUAAUUAUAUCUCACCUAAUUAUAUGUUAUCUUUGUACUCUGUCAAUUUUUGAAAAUUUAUGUCAUCAUGUUGUUAUAAGAAGUGCAAGAAAGUGUAGUUGCAAAGAGAACUCGUGCUUACUUGUGGCGUCAUCGUUCGGAUAAUUUUGAAACUGCAGUGCAUGAUUCAAACAUGUCGUAAAACUCGUAAACUUGAUCGCUUGAUGCUGUUGAUAGACGCGUUAAUGCGUGGUGUGCACGUGGAUUCCGCAGAUAUUCGUUUGAUAUUAACGAAGGAAAGAUGAAAUUCUCAUAUAAGUUCAGUAAUUUACUUGGCACAGUUUAUCGUAAAGGAGACUUACUCUUUUCUCCAGAUGGAUCGUCAGUUAUUAGCCCUGUGGGCAAUAGAAUCACAAUCUUUGACUUAAAAAACAAUAAAUCUAUGACGCUCCCUGUGGAAAGCAGAUUUAAUUAUACUACUAUUGACAUAUCACCAAAUGGUUGUAUGCUAGUCGCGAUUAACGCAGAUGGUGAAGCUCAUAUCAUCAGUCUGAUAAGCAAAGUGAUUUUACACAAGUAUAGAUUUAAAGGACGCCCGAAGCGUGUAAAGUUUUCUCCAGAUGGAAAGCAUUUUGCAGUUUGCAAAGGAGGUGGCGUUUUCGUUUUCAAUGCACCGGGCUUACAAACGGGGGAUUACAAUCCAUUUAUUAUGGAACGUGCGUUUCACGGAGCCACCUCUGAGACAACGUGCGUUAAUUGGUCUUUUGACUCGAAAUUGUUGGCGGUCGGUUCGAAGGAUACCACCGUGAAGAUAUACAGUUUACAAAAAUGGGCGAACUUUCGGUGGAUUACAUUGGGCGGUCAUUCCGACGUAAUUGUGGCGUGCUUCUUUGAAGCAAAACAGUAUGAUAUGUACACUAUUAGCAAAAGUGGCCGAAUGUGCGUCUGGGAAUGCACACUUGAACCAGACGAUUGGGUUGAAAUGGAACCACCUUCAAAAAAGGAAAAAUCCAAAGACAGCGACAGUGAGGAUGAUAUCGAUAUAGAAAAAAUUAUUGAGAGAACAGAAAAGCAGAAGGCCCAUGCUGAACGUAAAUUGUUAGACGCAGAUGAUUUGCCACAAGAUGAUACACAAGAGGUCUUUACGAAAGAGGAAAAUAAGAAAAUCAAAAUGUUAGGUUAUAAAAAGCAAGCUACUUUCUAUUUAACAGACGAAGUUCGCAAACAAAAUAGAGAUGCAAAGCUUACUGCAGCUGCUUAUCAUCAGGAUACUCAUAUAUUGGUUAUUGGAUUUAACAUUGGUUCAUUUUACUUGUAUGAAAUGCCACAUGCUAAUUUGAUCCAUUCGUUGAGUAUUUCUCGACAGCGUAUUUCGUCGAUCGCGUUAAAUUCUACCGGAGAUUGGAUAGCUAUAGGAUGCUCCCACGCUGGUCAGCUCCUGGUUUGGGAAUGGCAGAGUGAAACAUACGCUAUGAAGCAGCAAGGGCAUCGAACUAAUAUGAAUUGUCUGGCGUACAGUCCCGACGGCCAGUACAUCAUAACGGGCGGCGACGACGGGAAAGUUAAAUUAUGGAACACGCUAACCGGAUUCUGUACGCUCACGUUCCACGAGCACACCUCGUCGAUAUCCAGCGUUCUGUUCAGUCACAAUCGUAAAUUCGUCGCGUCCGCCUCGUUGGACGGAACGGUGCGAGCGUACGAUUUGGCGAGGUACAGAAAUUUCCGUACUCUCACCUCGCCACGUCCGGUGCAAUUUUCCUGCCUGGCGAUCGACGCGAGCGACGAGUUUCUCGCUGCGGGUGGCCAAGAUUUCUUCGACGUGUAUCUGUGGAGCAUGAAACUUGGGACACUUUUAGAGAUAUUGAGCGGCCACGAGGGACCUGUUGCGAGCUUGGCAUUCAAUCCCAAUCCCGCCAGUACAGAACUGGUAUCCGCAUCCUGGGACAAAACGUUGAAAAUAUGGAAUGCCAUUGAAAAUGGCUCCGCGCACGAGACUGUACGAUUAACCGCUGAUGCGCUGUGCGUGACUUACAAACCGAGCGGAGAAGAAGUUGCCGUCGCUACGUUGGACGGACAGAUUACGUUUUUUGAGUGUAAGACGGCAAGGCAGACGGGCUUUAUUGAGGGCAGAACCGAUUUGGGUGCUGGUAGAACUAAAACGGAUCUCGUCACGGCGAAGAAGAAUUUGCAAUCCAAAGCUUUCACUACGUUAUGUUACUCGGCUGACGGUACGUGCAUAUUAGCUGGUGGUCGUUCCAAGAAUGUGUGCAUUUACAACGUUCAAGAAUCGGUAUUGUUGAAAAAGUACGAGAUCACUCAGAAUCGUUCUCUGGAUGGCGUGGACGAUGUUAUAAACAGGAAGUACAUGUCUGAAUUUGGAAACACAGCUUUAAUUGAGCAUCGCGAAGGCGGCAACAUAUCGUUACGACUGCCAGGUGUUAAAAGUGGAGAUAUGGCAAGCAGGAGAGUCAAACCGGAAGUGAGAGUACUCAGUUUACAAUUCUCUCCCACAGGACAAGCAUGGGCGGCAGCAACAACGGAAGGCUUGUUGAUAUAUUCUUUGGAUAUUGGAUUGAUGUUCGAUCCGUUUCAAUUGGAGCUUGGAAUUACUCCGGACACCGUGAGAGAAACACUUGAUAAACACGAUUACGCAAAAGCAUUAAUGAUGGCAUUGAAGUUAAAUGAGAAGCUGUUGAUACAACAAGUUAUAGAAACCAUUCCGUACAAAGAAAUUGAAUUAAUAACGACGAGUAUGCCAGACGUUUAUAUCGAAAAGCUAUUGAAAUUCAUAGCAUCUGAAUUGGAAUCAACGAGGCAUAUACACUUCUAUCUUUUAUGGAUAGAAACAAUCUUGACGAAAUGCGGGUCACGCAUCGAUGGCGCGCUAAUGAUGCCACUGCUGUUAAUGCUGCAUAAGAAUAUGCAAAAGAAAUAUGACGACCUUAGUAAAAUAUGCGAUUUUAAUCAAUAUACGAUAAGCUAUAUACUGAGAAUAGGAGAUUUGAAAUCUGCGAAAGAUGUGUCAAGGUAUUCUGCGGUCUCGAUAGAUGACGAAUCUGAUUUGUCCGUAGAAGAAAUCGAUACGGAUUGAGCUUUAUUUAAAUUGUAGGACAAAGAUUCUUGGAUAAUUGUAUAUAGUAAGUAUUGUUUAUAAAAAAAUAAACGAUGUAUGCCGAAAAAAAAA
This is a messenger RNA of Wasmannia auropunctata (little fire ant), 3644 nucleotides long. Its product is annotated as periodic tryptophan protein 2 homolog. NCBI's taxonomy places the organism in Eukaryota, Metazoa, Arthropoda, Insecta, Hymenoptera, Formicidae. Gene Ontology annotation, cellular component: Pwp2p-containing subcomplex of 90S preribosome; small-subunit processome. Gene Ontology annotation, biological process: ribosomal small subunit assembly; maturation of SSU-rRNA from tricistronic rRNA transcript (SSU-rRNA, 5.8S rRNA, LSU-rRNA). The record is from RefSeq and is a predicted model, not a curated record. The transcript is spliced from 16 exons. The coding region runs from base 762 to 3551 and encodes 929 amino acids. Gene Ontology annotation, molecular function: protein binding.